AUGCACGUUGCGAAACUCUCCCUCAUCGGCGCUCUUGCCGCUGGUGUUUCGGCGGUCAAAGGACCUACUGUGCACAACAGAAGGGCUCCUGGGCCGAAGCUUCAGGUCUUGCCUCGACAACUACCAGCAGAGCCCACUGGCGUUCAGACAAUUGUCACUCCCAAUGGCGUUAACAUCACCUAUAAGGAACCGGGCAAAGAGGGUGUGUGUGAGACGACUCCGGGCGUCAAUUCAUACGCAGGCUUUGUCAACCUUGCUCCGGAUGUUCACAGCUUCUUCUGGUUCUUUGAGUCUCGAAAUGACCCAGCAAACGACCCGAUCACGUUAUGGCUCAAUGGAGGGCCUGGAAGUGACUCUUUGAUCGGAAUGUUUCAAGAGCUUGGCCCAUGCAAUGUUAGUGAAAAUUUGACCACGCACCUCAAUCCGCACGCAUGGAAUGAGGCCUCGAACAUGCUCUUCCUUAGCCAACCGUUAGGUGUGGGUUUCUCAUACGGCUCCAAGGGCCCUGGCUCGCUGGACCCCAACUUUGGACAAUUCGUGCCUCCAUCAGAGGCGAAUGUGACUGGAAGAUACCCAAUAAUCAAUGCGACCGAGAUUGAUACCACUGAUCUUGCUGCGAUCGCAGCCUGGGAGGUGCUCCAAGGAUUCUACGCAGCGCUCCCCCAACUAGAUUCAAAAGUCCAAUCAACCAAGUUCAACCUGUGGACCGAAUCUUACGGAGGACACUACGGCCCUGCCUUCUUCAACUACUUCUAUCAACAAAACCAAGCCAUUGCCAACGGUACUCAAACCGGCAAAUCCUUCGAGUUCGUGAACCUGGGGAUCAUGAACGGGAUUGUGGACGAAUACGUCCAAGCGCCUUACUACCCGAUCUUCGCCAACAACAAUACCUACGGGAUCAAAGCCGUGAAUGACACCGUUUAUAACUACAUGACCUUCGCCUGCUACAUGGACGACGGCUGCCUGGACCAGAUCUCCCUGUGUGCCGAGGCCGACACCACCACCCUCACAGGUCAAGCCGUAUGCACCGAGGCCGAGGACAUGUGCCGCGACAACGUCGAAUCACCGUACUACUACUAUGGCGGUCGUGGCGUCUACGAUAUUCGUCACCCGUACGACGACCCUACGCCGCCUACUUACUUCAUCGACUACCUCAACUUGGCCUCGACACAACAAGCCCUGGGCGUCGACACGAACUACACCACGGACUCCAACUAUGAGGUCUACUACGCAUUCCAGCAGACCGGCGACUUCAUCUACUUCAACUUCAUCGACGAUCUCGAGCAGAUCCUCAAUUCGUCCUCUGUCCGCGUCACCAUGGUCUACGGCGACGCCGACUACAUCUGCAACUGGUACGGCGGACAAGCCGUGUCCCUGGCGGCCAAGUGGCCCCACGCUGCUCAGUUCAAGAACUCGGGCUAUGUCCCCUUCGUGGUCAACGGCACCGAGUACGGCGAGACGCGCGAGUACGGCAACUUCUCCUUCACCCGCAUUUACGAGUCUGGCCAUGAGGUCCCUUACUACCAGCCAAUCGCCGCGCUGGGCUUCUUCACCCGCGCAAUCAACGGCCUGGAUAUCGCCACGGGCACAAAGCACGUGAACGGCACACAGGGAGGAACCAAGGGCAGCCCAAGCGCCACUCAUACGGAGCCCUUUGUGCCGCUGCCGACCAGCUCGUCGAGUUCUGCAGCCUCCUCGGCGGCGUCGUCAUCGGCGGCAGCGUCGUCUUCGUCGGUACCCAAAGAUCCAGCCAUCCCAGGUCGAUUUGCUAGACGGGGAUAUUACUACGGGGAUUGA
Molecule: messenger RNA, 1797 nt
Organism: Fonsecaea multimorphosa CBS 102226
Lineage: Eukaryota; Fungi; Ascomycota; Eurotiomycetes; Chaetothyriales; Herpotrichiellaceae
Exons: 5
Coding region: 1-1797 (598 amino acids)
Biological process (GO): proteolysis
Cellular component (GO): fungal-type vacuole
Molecular function (GO): serine-type carboxypeptidase activity
Source: RefSeq, a predicted model, not a curated record